Theobroma cacao (cacao) is the source of this 867-nucleotide messenger RNA. RefSeq lists its product as uncharacterized. NCBI's taxonomy places the organism in Eukaryota, Viridiplantae, Streptophyta, Magnoliopsida, Malvales, Malvaceae. The record is from RefSeq and is a predicted model, not a curated record. Gene Ontology annotation, biological process: nucleoside triphosphate catabolic process. Gene Ontology annotation, molecular function: nucleoside triphosphate diphosphatase activity.
AAGGGCUUAAAUUCAAUUACUACUUUCCACAAUAGAACAUCCCUUUGUUUUCUGGUCUCUCCCCAUCCUCUUUUUUAUAUAUGGUUGUCUCUCUAUUCUUCUCUCUUUCUCUCUUUCUCAAUCUUCAUCCAUCGAUCAUUUCUCUCUUAGCAUCUUUUCCCUGUCCAUCUAGAAAAAGGUAUUAGAAAGAUGACCGGGGUUCAGGAAGUUGAUCAAAGUGUGAAUCUUGAUCUUCUCAAGCAGAAAAUGGCCAACUUUGCCAAGGAAAGAGACUGGGAUCAGUUUCACAGCCCUAGAAAUCUCCUUUUGGCCCUGGUGGGUGAAGUGGGAGAACUCUCUGAGAUAUUUCAGUGGAAAGGAGAGGUCCCAAAAGGACUGCCUGAUUGGAAAGAAGAGGAGAAAGUGCACCUUGGUGAAGAGCUUUCUGAUGUUCUACUCUACCUUGUCAGGCUCUCUGAUAUCUGUGGCAUUGAUCUGGCGAAAGCUGCUCUGCGCAAAGUUGAACUUAAUGCUAUCAAGUACCCGGCCUCAAAGAACUACACCAACAGCAAUAAUGGCACUGCAGAGGCGGUUGAUGAUCAUCCAAAAGCUCCCUGAACGACCCAUAUGCUACUUUCUUCAGUUUAUUUUAUAUUUUACUCGAAUAUAGGUGCUGCUAUAGGUGGAUGUCGUAGGGUUUUGGAUGAGUAUGAGUAGGUCUAAGCUAGAAUAGAGAGCUAAGAGGAGUUUCAUUGCAUGCAGACAAGUAUGGGUGGUAUGUUUGGCAUUUAUUCCUAUAGAAUUUGUUACUGUUUCAGCUGCUGAAUCGGAUCCUUCUGACAGAUAUAUAUAUAUUGAGAUAUGAUAAGAAAAAAGUUUGCCUUCCCA